ACGCACAGCGAUGCCGUUUACAAUAGUGUGCGAUGAUAUAUGUAUAUUCCUACAGAUGAUUUCCUUAUGUGUAAAUGCGCCAAAUGUGGAUAGACCCAAGCAAAAGUUUACUAUUUCUCAUGAUAGAAAUCUGCGAGCAAACCAUUUAAAUAUUAUUGAAUACGUUUUAGAUAUUCUGUGAAUUAAUAGUAUAUAUUGCAAUUUUAUAUUGUAUAUCAAAUUAUUUUUGUAAAAAAUUUAAUUACUUCAGCUUUCUCUUAUAUGAUACGAUGUAACUUUUGAGUCGUAUUGGACACCUACCUUAUUAAGGAUUAGCAAUGUGUAUUGACUCUAUGUAAAAAGUUAUCUAAAACGAUCCGAAUUUUGAAAUAUUGAGACUCGAAAUUGUCGAACUGCCCUCGUAUAUAAGUGUGCAUAAAGCUAUAUAUUAUUACAAUUCAUUCAGUUCGAUCAUUUGCGAAUAGUUGACGCGAGUAUAAGGAUAACGAUUUGAUAAGCGGCAUAAGAGCAACGAUCGUGCUUUAUACGAAAUAUUUCGAUACGUAAGAUACAAAUGCUCGAGUUUUCGUAACCAUGUAAACAGGUAAUUGGCAAUUAUUUAUAAGUUGCUAUUCUUGCUGUUUUUCUGUUAAUUUGGAGCAACAAAUUUAACAUUUUGAAAGCAAAUUCCAAAACAGUGCUUAUAAAUGCAAAAAUAUGACUCUCUCGCUGUGAAUAGUGAACGUUGCAAGAUCACAAACAUGUGUAUGUUAUUUAACAAUUGUAUUUUGUUAUUAAACAAUUGUAUAAAAGUAUCAAUGUACUCGGCACAAUAUAUCACACACAAGAACUACAUAAAAUAAUAAAUUUGUAAUGCAGAAGAAGAGAAUCUAUCAUUGUGUCUUGGUAAGAUUAUUAUAACGAAUAUCUGUAUAUAAUAAGCAUUUACACAAUGUCGAAUUAUAAGAAAAGUUCUAAGAAAAGUCCAGAUUGUAAUCUAAAAGAAGCCACAGUACUCAAAGAAAAAAUGCAAGAAACAGUGAAGAAAAAAGAAGACUCCUCUGCGCGACCAAAGUGUAAAUUAGAUUCGAACGGUUGUCUAAAUCUUCAAGAUAUUCUGCUCAUGUUUGAUAGUCCAAUAAGUCAAGAGCGAGCAUGGGCAUUGUGUUAUCAAAUAGUCAAAGGCCUAUCGCGCUUAACAGAGAACAAGUUUUAUGAGAUAUCAGAACUCUGGCAAAUUGUACUUCAUAAACAUGGAGACAUCUGUCUUGAAAGUUUGGCAGGAUCCAAGCAAUCUCUUGUUUCCGAAGAAAAGGCCAUAUUCUCUUUAGGCAUGGCAAUUUUUAAAGCCUUGGACUUUGGGUCUAAUGCAGGAGAGGAAAUAGCUUUAUCGCCAGACCUAGAAACCCUCAUUACAUUGAUGACAAGUUGUAAUCGAGCAUCUGAAGGUGAUGUAGAAGAACGGUUACAAGAGACCGAUGAUGAAGGCAUCGAACGGGACUCGGGUGACACUGAUGCAGAAGAUUAUAUGAUGCCGAAAACUACUGAAUCAUGUACAAAUAGUUCCGUUUGUACCUUGAAGACCAUUCUCCAAAUAUGUGAACGGCAUGUGCAAAGUUUACAUGAAGAUGCUGAUAAUUAUUACCGAAAUGUAAUACAAAUGUUUGUGGAGGAGGCUCUUAAUCUCUCUCAAUUUCUGGAAAAAGUGGUUGUCGAUAAGCAAUCACAAGAUUUAUACAGUCCGAGCAUCAAUGACGCUGAUCGUAAUUCUAUCUCACUGCAGAACAUUGAUACAUUGGAUUUCAAUGAUUGGACAGACGUUAGAAUUUGGAGGGCUAUACAAGCUAGAUUUUGGGUUCAAGUAAUCAGUGAGCUAAGGCGAGGGGUGAAAUUGAAGAAAGUGGAAGCCAAUUUGGGGUCCCGCGCGUCCUCGCGCGCACAAGGAAAUCGUCCGGACUACAAAUUGACUCCUUAUGAGAUUCUGAUGGACGAUAUUAGGGAGAAACGGUAUCACCUUAGAAAAACGCCACCCACACCCUCGAGAAAGGACGCGCACGCAAUUAUUCUCGAAUUCAUUCGAAGUCGACCACCUCUGAAAAAGGCCUCGGAAAGACGAUUACGACCGUUACAGAAAGAAUGCACAUUGAGAGAAUUACUCAUGGAGAGUAUAAAGAAGCCUCCAAAGCCCUUAAGAUCUUCAAGUUCGAGACAAAACGUUCCCAGGGUCGAAGAAACAUCAGUUUGCGGCAAGUCUCGCAUGAUAGUCCUCGGAGAGGUGCCGCCGUCGCAACCAGAGCAGGAGCAGGAGUCUGCGCAAGAUGUUGCGGCUCAGUGGUUGCAGUCGGAGGAUCAGAGGACGGCGACGUCGACAGCCGGCGGCGUCCUGGCGGCAACGAGCCGCAGAAGACAGGAUGUACCGCCGGUGCCGCAGCCGCGGCAAAGGAUCGCCAAGGAAAGACCCGACGUUAGGGUCUUGCCUUCCAAUAGGAAUCGUAAGUCGCGUAGAAGGCGCAUUACGGUCGCAGAUAUAACACAAAAUGGGGAGAAUAUUAAGGAAUAUGAAUCAUCUGCGGUACCAAAACCAUCUGGAAGAAAUCUGGAUGCUAUUAGACGGCCCAAGAAAUUGAUACCUGUCGACUUCGAUUUAAAGUUGGAUGCGGAGGAUGACGAUGACGACGAUGAUGAUUACAACGAAGAGGAAUUUGAAACGCGGUUCGAGGAAGAGGAUGAAGCCUCUAAUUAUUGGCAAUUAAAGGAUUACAACUUUGGAGCUCGCGAAGGUAUGCGAAACGGGCACAAAGAUUAUCACCAGCAGAGAGAUGACGACGAAGUAGGAUCCGCGAAUCCUUGGCGGAAAACCGGCGGGCUUCGUCUAACCAGGAAUGAGUAUCAUCGAUUCUGCGAUGCUCAACUAGAAUCUUACGAUUUAGCGACGCAGUGUCCUUCCCGGAGAGCAUCUGCAAAAAAACAUGCUGCAAAGUGUACUAUACCAUUAAUGUCACUCACGGGGACGACAUCCCUGCCACAAUCAAGACCGCAAAGUCGACAACACACUGGUCUCACAGAUUCGACACUGAGCCAAGGUCCGAGUCCUAACAUCAGUUUGAAUCCUAGUCCGAGUCACAGUCCGCAACCACGUGCGCCCAGGCAACCGCGACGGGCGUACACAAUCGCACACGAGGGUAAGGAUGACAAAGCUCAUGGCGAUGAGUGGGAGGAUGAUACCGAUAAGAAGACGAUACUAGGGGAUAUGCUGCUGGAUGAAAGACUGUCGUUAACAUUGGACGAAAUCGUGCACAUACGUAGCGUGCUCACGAAGGCGGAAUUAGAGUCCCUUCCCGUGGAAGGACGUGUUAAAGAGGACGUGGAGAAAAGACGCGUUUGUUUCCUCUGCCUGAAAACGCGCUUCGGGAUCUUGGGUCCUUGGGGACAACGCUGUCGUUUGUGCAAGAGGACCGUUUGCGUGAAAUGUUACUCGAAAAUGCGGAUUCCAACAGAGCAGUUUGCCCGAGUGCCGGUCGUGCUGCUCUCCCCCGGAUUAUUACUUUCACCCACGGAAACGGAGACCGGCAAAAACACUUGGUUAAGGAAUGCGGGAGCGGUCGGCUCGGCACCGGCUUCUCCCGCAUCCAGACGAAAGGAUUCCACAUUACGCAGUGGCACGCCCACUUCGACGCCGACGAUGACACCCAUCUCCGCAUUAACACCAACGUCAACGCCACCCUCUCAUGCGCGUCGAGAGAUGGAAAAUCAGGGAUUGGAGAAGAGAUGCUAUAAGGGCAGUGGCAGCCCCGCUGCUCUCUCAACCACGAAGACGUUCUCUGGCUCAAGCGGGCCGACCGCCGAGCAGCGUUUGGCAGCGGAACGGCUACGUGGUGUCGCUGUCGUCGUCUGCCACGAUUGUCGCAUCAUGGUCAUCCAGAUAAUCAAGAGCUCGAGAACAACACGUGCGACAAUACGCAACAAUGUCAUUUCCCGUCUCACUCUGAACCUCUCCCCUGCCUACGUUUAAUCCUUCUCACUUCUUGAUACCAUUUCCAUCAGUGACUGCUGUUUCUACUAUUGUUUUCUCCGUGUCUAGCGGAAAUUCGUAUUUCACUGUAUACGUAUCGGUAGCGAGUCGGCAACAAUUGUUGUCGCGACUCGAAAGAAAGAAAAUACGUGUCUGUAUGUGUAGACGCAAAAUAGGACAGUCAUUCUCUUAUAAUGCGUGUUGCAGAACUACAUUAAUUUUCAUAUCGUAAAAUAAUGAUAACAUAAGAAUUAUCUGUAUGAGAAGUGGGCAUGUCGAAAAUUUUUUUGUUGAUUUAAAUUAUUUAAAUUAUGCUUUGUGCGUCGAGAUAUUUGUUUGUCCUGAAUAAAAGUUUUCCUUUUUUUUAUUGAUUGUUACUUUAAGUCAGAAGAAGUCAAUCAAUGUUACGAUAGUUUCUUUAAGAUAUCGAUACUGUUAUAAAUAGAGGCGCGUUGAUCAUUUUUCAUCAGCCUAACUAAAUGCAUCACUAGAGUCUAACUGAUGUUUAUAUAGUUUGUCCUCGGAAAAAUUUUAUUUUUUCGACAUAAAAUGAUUUAUAUAACAAGGAAAAAACCUAUAUAUUUCAUUAUUUUGAUUUUUUGAAACUUAAAUUAUUUAUAUUUUCUUAUAUCUUCUAAAUUGUAUGUAAAAUUCUAAAAUUUUAAUGAUUUUUCUAGCGAUUAAAUAUUUCACUUUAAGAUAUCUUUGCGAUUUUCACAUAUGAAAGUGCUUUUUUACCAUAUUUUCAUAAUAUGCAGAAUCUAAAAAUAUGCAAAAUUAAAAGCUUUAACAGUUACAAAUUCAAAGAUUUAAGAAUCUGUGAAUCUGUAAUACACUUAUAAAUAAUUAUCUUUUUGGUGCAACAGUAAAAAAAACAUUUUGUAAAUAGAAUAUUAUAUUGCUUAUUCUCUGUUAUAGAUAAACAUCUCAAUGCACAAGGUAAUAUUAAUUUCCUGAUUAUAUUAUAUCUUACAUGUCCAUAUUUUACUUGAAUAACCGAUUUAUUGUCUGUUUAUGUUAUUUAUUUGGUAUUGAAAUAAUAUAUUGCAUUUAAAUUUAUUUGCUACAAAAAAGAUACUAGUUAAGAACGGUCGUAUAUAUGUAGCAAAUUUAUAUUAUGUUAUACUAUAUCAUUGUUUAAUUAUUGUUAUUUUUCUGUGUUAUGUUAUUUAUAUUAGGUAUAUUAUAAUUUAUAUAUCAAAGUAAAACUUCCAACAAAAUUAAAGCAUUCAAACAGCUAAAAACCUAAGAAUUAGAUUUAAAAAGUUUCGGCAAUGGAAAGAUGAAAAUAAAACAGCCAAAGAUUCUAAUGUCGAAAAUUCUAAGGAUAUGCAAAAAUUUAAAAGUAUAAAUGUUAAGAAUAUAAACUCGAAGUAAGAAUCUCAAGAUAUACAGAUUCAAGGAUUUAAUAAUCAAUGAUCUAUAAGGCUCAAGGAAUGUAAAGAACUACAAAUUUGAGAUAUUGAUGAAAGUAAAAAUUCAAUGGUCAAAAUAUUUGAGCGACUGUAAAUUUAAGGAUCAAAAUGACCUUCAAGAAAUUUCUUUGUAAAAAAUUAACUUUUUACAAAAACCCAUCUUUUUUAUUUUUCACGUAUCUUUGAUUUCAACAAUUUCUUGACGACACGAAUUUGAAUCCUACGUAUCAUAAAUGCUUAUGAUUAUAUAUUGCUAUAUUUUAUAGGAUAAAGAUAAAUCCUUGGAUCUCUUUCUCUCUCUAGCUCUUUGCUUUUACAUAUCCUUAGAUUCUGAGAUACGCACUUGAUUUCAUAAUUUCUUUAUAUAUAUAUAAAUACUUUAUAUAAUAUAAAUCAAUCAAGAAUCUAUAUAAUAUUAUGCCUCAAUAUCAUAGAGUCUUGAAUACAAAAACAUUUGGCUGCUUAUUUAUAUAGAUCUUUGCAUUUUAUCGAUUAUUGUUUUUGUGCAUAAUUUCUUAAAAUAAAAGAUCUCUCAUUCUUAGAGGUAGAUUCUCAACAUACUCUAUGUGCAAUGUAUUUAGAUCUCUAGAUUCACAUUCACAAGAAAUUCACGAUUUGUUAUUUCUAAAAUCCUUGACUAUCUUUUUCAUUAUUUAUAUCAAACAUUGCAGAUUUCUAAACAAAAAUAAUGUUAAUUUAGCUUUUAAUAAAAUAUGUAAAACUGAAUGUAGAAAAUUAAAAUAGGCAAUAUCAUCGUUGGUCGUUUUGAAUGGGAGCAGAACCAAAUAGAGGCGAAGCCUUAGAAGAAUAAAAAUAACCGAUAAAUCAUAUAUAGAAAAUGCAUUCUUCUUGUAAGAUAUUACUGUUGAUCUUCCAUAACACGUUAUGUAAUAAUAACAUGUUCAAAUAUAUUGAAAAAUCAACUAUAUUCCUCACUAAGAAGUAUACAAGAUAUUCCAAAAAGAUAUAUUUCAGUAGCUUUAUUUGUAAUAAGAACAUGCUUAUUUCAAAGAUAUAAAUGAAUAAUAAGCUUUAAUUGAAAUAUUAUAGGCUUAAUUUGAAAUUUGCAUUUCUUAUCAUUUUUGGGGACUUUAUUACAUAUCUAUUUUUCUUAGUUUAAAUAAUGCUACAAAUAACUAUAGUUUUUCUAUAGAUAAAAUUUCGCAAUAUUGCGAUGCAUUUAGCGCUAUGCUCAUGUGUUUUCAUAAAAAAAAACUUACAGAGAUGUUCUCACACAGACUUGGCUAUAUUUAACGCUAAAUGAACACUACAUAAAUAUGAAUAUGGACCAAUGUUUUUCAAUUAAUAUGGAAAGAUAAAAUCUUUGACUUACUCUAUCUUUUUUUAGAAUAUCUUGUAUAACGAAUAAUAAUGUUCAGACAAAGAGGUAGAAUAAGGACAAAUAUCGCAGAAGAUGAAAAAAAAAGCAAAAAAGAAUUAUACAAUUUAUUAUAAGUAUCUUCGUAUAUCAAAGUGAAUAAAUAAAUAAAUUUAAUAGAAAGUUUAAAAUACAAGAUGACGAAGAUAAAUAUUUAAAUAAAAUAAAUUCAUAAUGCAUUUGAAAAUGAGAGUCUAGGAAUAAUAUUAAUUGAUCACACUUGAUAUGUCUGUGUUAUUAAUUAAAUAAGAUUGAUAUUUUGAUGAUCAAAUAUUAUAAUUAAUUAUUUUUUUGUACUUAAUUGAUUGAGUACGUAAAAUAAAUUGCGAUUAGUUCUAGGAUAGUUUAUUAUUAGUUUAUUAUAUUUUGCAUAUUACUUGCGCAAAUGAACGUGUAGAAAUAUGUAUAGAAAUGUUAUACGAAUUAUGUUAAUUGUAUAUAUUGUAAAUGACUUCUUUUACAUUGUAAAAUACGUCUCACAACGAUAUUAUUUAUUCCGAAUAAUUUCUGUAAGCGCAAACAAAAAGCUAUGACACACAGUGAAGAUCGUUAUUGAAAGAAUGUACAUAAGUGAAAGAAAAUUGAUCGGAUUGCGAUGAUUCUGACCGUGAUCUUAAUCAUGAUUCCUGUAAUAUGGUGCAGAGUACAAAGAAGUGAAGUAACGAAUUAUGAAGUUACGUUGCAAGUAACUCCGAAAAAUGUUUCAAUGUUGAAGCCGAUAAAUAAUAUAUAUACAUAUAUAAUUAUAUAAUCGAAUAUUGUUGCAAAAGCUUGCGAGGAUCUUAUAAAAUUUGUAGGACAAUUAUAUGAUACCACGAAUGUAAAAAUCCGACAAUCGAAAGAUUCAAAGAGUUUA
Messenger RNA from Formica exsecta, 7640 nucleotides. RefSeq names its product protein spire (gene spir). Bases 932 to 3991 code for a protein of 1019 amino acids. Gene Ontology annotation, molecular function: actin binding. The record is from RefSeq and is a predicted model, not a curated record. The transcript has 16 exons. NCBI's taxonomy places the organism in Eukaryota, Metazoa, Arthropoda, Insecta, Hymenoptera, Formicidae. Gene Ontology annotation, cellular component: cell cortex; cytoplasmic vesicle membrane. Gene Ontology annotation, biological process: establishment of meiotic spindle localization; Golgi vesicle transport; actin nucleation.